CGCUGUGUGGUAAUGUCCGCCAUGUUUGCAAUGGCGCAGGGAGCGGAUCUACCGAGCAAAAAGAGGCUUUAAAUACAAUAAAACUCAUCUGAAAACGGCUUCCCAUACAGGAUUCAGAGCCAAAGUGAGCCCAUGAGUCCCCCAGUGGUGGAACGAACCGGGUCCCUAUUGGUUUUCAACCGAGUUUUUGAGUGAAUUUCGGAGGAUACAUGUUUCCUUCACAUUUUGUGUUGUUGUGAUCGGAGACAAUGAGUAAACUCUCGUUCCGAGCGCGGGCGCUAGACGCCGCCAAACCUCUCCCUAUCUACCGCAGCAAAGACCUCCCGGACCUCACUGACUGCGUCUCUAUCAACCGGGCAGUGCCGCAGAUGCCGACGGGGAUGGAAAAAGAAGAGGAAUCGGAACACCAUUUACAACGAGCCAUUUCAGCACAGCAGGUUUUCAGGGAGAAGAAAGAAAGCAUGGUUAUCCCAGUUCCAGAGGCAGAGAGUAACAUCACCUACUACGAUCGCCUCUACAAAGGAGAGUUUAAAGUCCCUAAACAGUACAUUCAUAUUCAGCCAUUCAGUCUCGAUAAUGAGCAACCAGAUUAUGAUAUGGACUCUGAAGAUGAGACAUUACUCAACAGGCUAAACAGGAAGAUGGAAAUUAAACCAGUUCAGUUUGAAACAAUGAUAGACAGGCUGGAGAAAGCCAGUUCAAACCAGCUUGUAACUAUUCAAGAAGCAAAACUGCUACUAAAUGAGGAUGAUUAUCUUCUGAAGUCUGUAUAUGACUACUGGGUGAGAAAAAGAAAGAACUGCAGAGGGCCCUCUCUCAUUCCCCAAAUUAAACAGGAGAAGAGAGAUGGAUCGACCAACAGUGACCCCUAUGUGGCCUUUCGAAGGAGAACAGAGAAGAUGCAGACAAGAAAAAAUCGGAAAAAUGAUGAAGCUUCUUAUGAGAAGAUGUUAAAAUUAAGGCGGGAGUUCAGUAGGACAGUAACCAUUCUAGAAAUGAUAAAAAGACGAGAAAAGUCUAAACGGGAAUUGCUUCAUCUUACAUUGGAGGUUGUGGAGAAAAGAUAUCAGUUGGGUGACUUUGGUGGUGAAAUUCUGAAUGAGGUGAAGAUUCCUCGACCAGAGAAAUCUAUCUACAGCACUCCUAUAUCUCUUCAUAACGGAAAGCACCACAAAGUUCUAGAAUUUAAAAUUAAGCAUCCCCACCACAUCUCAGUUAAGGAGGACGGUCAUGAUUUUGUCAGACCAAAGAAGAAAUACCUGAAGAAAACUAAACUGGACAUUUCAUACCAACAGCCUCACACUGAGCCACUACCUGCGAUUAAUAAGAGUGACUUAAAACAGUAUGACUUCCAUAGCUCAGAUGAUGAGGAAUGUCUACAGGCUUUAUCACCUACAUCAGAGCCAGAAGAAGAAAAUGACCCAGAUGGUUCUUUUGCUUUCAGAAGGAAAGCUGUGUGCCAAUACCAUGCUCCUCGUUUGGACCAAGCUAACAGUUUCCCCUGGGAGUACCCUGAACUUGCAGGGUUAGAAGAGUUAAAAUACAGGCACUGCCUCACAGCCCUCUCAAUUCCCAGGAGAUGUAUAGGGUUUGCGAGGCGGCGCGUUGGACGAGGAGGCAGGGUAAUUUUGGACCGAGCAUCGUCUGAUCAAGACCACAUUCUUAAGCAGUUGGACCCUGAAAUGUUUAACUCCAUUCCCAGUAGUUCAACCUCAGACUGUUCCACAUGGACCAAUGCUUCCAGAACACAUUCUGGGAAUGCAAUGUCACUUAAGGAAGUUUUAAGCAAUAUUAAAAUGUGCCGGUUGCGGUGUUUUCAGCCACAGUCUACACAAAUUCGGGACAGUGGAGAUGGUUGUAAUUCUAGUAAAUUGGGACAGACUGUGAAUAACAGACAAGUAACCAGAGCGUCUGUUGCACUGUUGAACUCUAGCAGGAAUGGAAUUUCGGUUAUAGGUGGCAUUACAGAAGAGCAGUUUCAGACACAUCAACAGCAGCUGGUUCAGAUGCAGCAACAGCAGCUGGCACAACUCCAACAGAAACAGCAAUCCCAGCAUUCCACACGCCCAGCACAUCCAAACUCGCAGGUAUCUGGCACUUCAGACUGCAUGUCAAAAACUCUGGAUUCAGCAAGUGCCCAUUUUGCUGCAUCAGCUGUAGUCAGUGCCCCAGGUCCAGGACUCAGCGUGUCUAAGGACAACAGAGUUCACAGCAGCAACAUCAAUGGUGUCGUCCAGCCUUCAGGGCAACAACAGCUUUUCUGUGGUGUAGAGAUCAGUACUGCCUAG
Molecule: messenger RNA, 2288 nt
Organism: Polyodon spathula (Mississippi paddlefish)
Lineage: Eukaryota; Metazoa; Chordata; Actinopteri; Acipenseriformes; Polyodontidae
Product: enhancer of polycomb homolog 2-like
Exons: 13
Coding region: 249-2288 (679 amino acids)
Biological process (GO): regulation of transcription by RNA polymerase II
Cellular component (GO): piccolo histone acetyltransferase complex
Source: RefSeq, a predicted model, not a curated record